This is a messenger RNA of Lentinula edodes (shiitake mushroom), 516 nucleotides long. RefSeq lists its product as uncharacterized. The transcript is spliced from 2 exons. The record is from RefSeq and is a predicted model, not a curated record. NCBI's taxonomy places the organism in Eukaryota, Fungi, Basidiomycota, Agaricomycetes, Agaricales, Omphalotaceae. The coding region runs from base 1 to 516 and encodes 171 amino acids.
AUGAGCAUUAUUGACAAAAACCCGGUCAUGGAAUCGAUUGCUGAUUGGGCGGACUACAAAUCAAACGAGAUAAAGGCGGCAUACGACCAAAAGGGGGGAUGGGAAGGAUGGGUCCAAGUAGAGCUCGCUCGCCACCUUCAACAAGCGUUUGGUCAUGAAGGCCAGACUGUGGUCACUCGUGAAGAAUACGUCUACAAUGGCACCGACCAGAGAUCCGACUUCCUGAUCACCACUACAAAGUCGAACGGCGAUUCCUUCACCAACAUGUUCGAACUGAAAUGCGAAAGCUGCAGGAACUCGGGCAAAUUCAGGACGGACGUUAAAGCAGACUGUACCAAAAUCACCAAUGGUGUCUGGAACGCCAAAUAUAAUCCUUGCAAAGCGUGGAUUAUCGCGUUCGGCGUUACGAAGGCAGUAGGAGAUUUUGCGGUUGGCGGUGCUAAUUUGAAAGCAUAUCAUAGGAAGAUUCAGGCUGGAGGUACAGAGAUAACAAUCUGGUGGGGAACAAGGGCUUGA